This is a messenger RNA of Pneumocystis murina B123, 948 nucleotides long. RefSeq lists its product as hypothetical. Gene Ontology annotation, cellular component: cytoplasm; protein kinase CK2 complex. The transcript is spliced from 4 exons. Gene Ontology annotation, molecular function: protein kinase regulator activity. The record is from RefSeq and is a predicted model, not a curated record. NCBI's taxonomy places the organism in Eukaryota, Fungi, Ascomycota, Pneumocystomycetes, Pneumocystales, Pneumocystaceae. The coding region runs from base 295 to 867 and encodes 190 amino acids.
AAAAAUAAAUACUACAAUGGAAAAUCGUUCACUAGAGGGAACUGAAGAGUCGACUUUCGAUACUCCGGAAGUAAAUACUUUUUAUGAAGAUUCCCUAUUAACAAAUGAUUCUGAAGCAAUGACUUGGUAAUCCAUGGAACCAUUGCCUUUCCAUGUUAAUUUAUAAGGAUAUCAUGGUGGUGCUCUCAUGUAGGUCACGAUUAUUUUGCAGAAGUUUCAGAAGAAUUUAUUGAAGAUAAUUUUAAUUUGACGGGCCUUAAUACUCUUAUUCCGUUUUAUAAAGAAGCUCUUGAAAUGAUACUAGAUGUAGAUUCGGAAAAUACUGAUGAACAUAUACGAGCACCUGAUCAAAAUAUAAUAGAAAGCAGUGCCGAGCUUUUGUACGGACUUAUUCAUCAAAGAUAUAUAGUCUCUAGAGCCGGUUUACAUGCAAUGGCAGAAAAGUUUGAAAUGGGUCAUUUUGGCCAUUGCCCAAGAGUGUAUUGUAAUUCUACCUCAGUAGUACCCUGUGGACGAUCUGAUCUUCCUGGUUUAGAGACCGUUAAGUUAUUUUGUCCUAAUUGUUUGGACAUUUAUGUUCCACCAAACUCUAGAUUUCAAAAUAUUGAUGGUGCAUUUUUUGGAACAACCUUUCCUCAUCUAUUCUUUCAAACGUAUCCUGAGUAUAAACCAUCCAUUUCACGUAAGUGUUUUAAUAUUUACCAACCAAAAAUAUAUGGCUUUAAAAUUUCUGAAAGAAGUAAAUCAGGACCACGAAUGUCUUGGCUAAGAAAAUUUCUAGGAAAAGUAGAUUCUGAAAAAGAAAAUCUAUUGGAUGAAAAGAAUGACAAUAGGGCGAAAGAUAAAAAUGAUAACGAAUAUUUAUGAUAUUUAUAGGAUUAUCUUUUAAUCUUUAAAAAAAUAAUAAGUCUUUUAAUAAGUAAAAAAAUAUAAAUGACUAGAACGCGU